Molecule: messenger RNA, 784 nt
Organism: Malurus melanocephalus (red-backed fairy wren)
Lineage: Eukaryota; Metazoa; Chordata; Aves; Passeriformes; Maluridae
Exons: 3
Coding region: 1-621 (206 amino acids)
Biological process (GO): positive regulation of T cell proliferation; B cell costimulation; T cell costimulation
Cellular component (GO): external side of plasma membrane
Molecular function (GO): signaling receptor activity
Source: RefSeq, a predicted model, not a curated record
AUGCAAGAGCUGGGCUCUGACUCCCASUCUGCCAUGUCCUCGUCAGGAAAAGCUGCCAUUGCCCCUUCCUGCCUCCCCUUCGAGUGCUUCGACACCCUCACCAAGUCGUGCAUCAAGUGCUCCGACCUAUUCAAGGACAACACAACAGAGCCUACCCUGGCACCCAAUGUGACCAGCACCUUCCUGAUCUUCGGGGUCCCAGUGGUAGUGGGGAUCAUCCUGGUUCUGGCUGUCCUCUGUGCCUUCCUAGCCUGCAAGGUGGGAAAGAGGAGGAGAAAGGAGAAGGUAGCGGAUGAAAAAGACAAAGAAAACAUAGAUGCUGCCAGCUCCCUGCCCAGCCAGGACCCUGCCGUGCCAGAGGGAGAUGGUGCCCUGAACCCAGCCCCAUGCCUGCAUCUUGAUGGGAGCCUGAAGAUGUCAGAGCCACCCAGGAAAUCCAGGGCAAAGCAGAGGCCAUGCUGCCAGGGCAGUGCUGAUGGCAACGUCGUUCUGCUCUCCACUGUGUACUCCCGGCAUGAGGAAUGCAACCACAGCUUCCCGCUGCCCGCCACUGAGCUGGGGGCCACAGCACUGGUCACCACCAAAACCACCCAGAACUGUGCCAGAGAGGAGAGAGUCUGAGGGCAAGGGGAAUGGGGCUGGAGUGUUCUGGCUGAUCCCUGUGGACACUGGCAGCCUGUGCCCAGGAUGAGCAAAGCCUUCCACGGGUAUGAGCUCUCUGAGAACCAGGUUUUGCCUUUAGUAAGAUCAGCUUUUUAAGAUAAUUGUCUUUUUUGUGCUGAGU